UUUUUUUUUUUUUUUUUUUUUUUAGCAUGUUUGAGAAGUAUUGUGAACACUGUUGGAAACAACGGUUCUGAAACGAAGGUUGGGAAGCAUUUGAAAGUAAAGGCUCAAAUUCACACUCCAACUGGGGAUUCUGGAAUAUCUGAUCCGAUCGGUAUGUGGGUCAAUGUAUUGGUGGAUAAUAUAUAUAUUGCAGGGAUGCAAAUGUUAAAAAUUGAAAAAAUCACUCAUACAGAAUUUCAUUACCCCCAAGGACAUAUAAGGGACGCUGUUAGAGCCAUACCACCACCCACUGCAUUUGCUGAUGAUAUCACCACGCGUGGUAUUAAAAGGAAAGAGCCUGGGUCAGGAUCAGUAGUACAUAGUUCUGAAGAAUCAGAUGAAAUAUGUGUGAUACCCAACACCCCUGAGCGAAAACGUCAAAGACAAUCAUGGGAAUCGUCCCCGGAAAAUCGGGUGCCAAGCGUGGAUAAUGCAGAUAAUUGGGAUGAUGAGAUGCUGCAUGCAUGGACCAUUUCUGACUUUUCAGAGGCUUUACCAAUUGAGUCUCAAACAGUAAAGAGUGGUUCAGAGAACGUCGCUCAUGUGUCUGGUUCAGAACCGGAUUCGGAUUCGGAUGCACUACCUUCCAACCAAGAGGCCUUCAAGAAUGAGGGACAAUCCUGUGUAUGCCAGAGUAAGGAUGUGAUGCGGGGACAAUUUCUUGCUUUUAGAGAAGAGAAUGAACUAUUACAUCAGAAGACAAGAGCAGAAAAUGAGAUAUUACGUCAACAAGUGAAAAGUCUCAAAUCAUCCGUUGAAUUGUUGGUAAAAAAUCAGAACAUUGCGUCAGACCACAGACGAAGGGAUAGACUGGAGUAUGAACUCUUUAAUCGGACUGUGACUACCGAGCUCCAGGGACAAAGAGCUGGUUUGAAAGAAGUUAUUGCGUUACUAAGACGUCACGGUUCUAUACAACAGCUCUUAAGAACUGAUCAGGAAUUAACUGUGGAGUUGAUGAAGCAAAUGGUUGAGAAGUUUAUACCUCGGUUUGGUAAGUCCUGAUUGAUUUAAUACAAAUGUGGAUUUACAAAUGUUCAUUAUGUUUAUGUUAUGAUUUUGUGCUAUAUUUUAUGCAUUAUGCUUACGAUGUGGUUUUAGGGUUUCAUUUGUAGGAUUAUUUUUGUGUUCUGGUGUUUUGACACUUUCCAGCUUAUUGUUGAUUAUUUAGUGUGUUUGUGCUAGUUGGUUGUGGAUUUUAAAUAAUUUUGUGUUAAAAAUGGCCACAAAACGUUGUCUGGAGUCAGAUGAUAGUGAACAAAGUCCAGCAGUGAGAUUUAGGUGUGAUAAUGAUUCACAUCAUCAGCAAAGCACAACAGAAACUAUGCGUUAUUUAAUUCAAACAGUCGAAAAUAUGGAUAGACCUAAAUCUAGUACACAAGUAUUGCUAGAUUUGCUAAACACUGUACAAUCAGUGGUGGUAAAUCAAGAAGAAGAAACAGAUUUUGAUGUAGAUCAAUUUUUUAAUCCUCCUCUGACCAACAAUGCAUCUAAUGAUUCGUCAAACACCAAUUUUGAUGUAGAUCAAUUUUUUAAUUCUCCUCUGACCAACAAUGUGUCUAAUGAUUUGGCAAACACAGAUUUUGAUUUGGCAAACACAGAUUUUGAUGUAGACCAAUUUUUUAAUUCUCCUCUGACCAACGAUUUAUCUAAUGAUUUGGCAAACACAGAUUUUAAUGUAGACCCAUUUUUGAACUCUCCUCAGAUAGGUGAGGGGUCAAGUCCCCCCCAGUACCAUGCAUUUGAUCCAGCAGCACCAAACAUGGGUCUUACGCAGGGUGAAAUAGAUUCUCUUGUGAGAGAUGGCGGCAUUGUGCAUGAGUACACAGUGAUCCCCAGAGCUCGAUUCAACGGUUUGGAAAUUCAUAGGCUUAUAAAUCUGCGGCAGAUAUCUUCUACAGAUUUAGCUGUCUACAGUACAUUUUUACAUGACCUAUUGGCUGAAAUUGUUUCAUUUUCCAGAUUAUUAGCAGGUGAUGGGGGGGUUAUUAAUAUUACUUUGCGUGGGUCCAGUUUGACAUCUGAUGUUGAUGCUCUUUUGUCACCUCAAAAUAAUUACGAUCCAGAUCUCUUUAUUAAUCAGCUUGAAAAGAUAUUGCAAAGUAACUCUGAUGUAACUGUCGAUGAGGCUUUGGAUUUGAGAGUGUCGAUAGCAAUGUGUAAAAAUGGUGGUGCUCGUCGAAAGAUGCGUGACCUCUUACAUAACCAAGUAAUCAGUAAAAACAGGAUGAAUUUAUUCUGCCCAACAAACAUUACAAAUAAUCUAUGUUUUACAAUUUGUCUCGCUCAUUUUCUAAACCCAGAGAAACCACACACAGAGUUAGAGGCUGUAGCAGCAUCUAUACAGAAGUCAGCUGGUUUCACAGAUCAGCAUAAAAUAAGUUUUAAUGACAUUUCAUGUUUUGAGCGCAUGCUGAAUAUCAAAAUUGUUACUUUCCAUCGCCCAAAUGCAAGAAUGUUGGAGAAGUAUACAACCACGGACGACCCGCAUCCAAAAACUGUGUUUUUAUAUCUGCAUGAUUCGCAUUACUAUUUGAUAAAAAACCUAAAAGCGUUUUUAGGCGUGCCAUAUGUAUGUGUGUUUUGUUACCAAGGGUAUACUUGUCGCAGAGAUCACAAAUGCAAAUUUGUUUGUGAUGUGUGCAAUUACCCAGACUGUCACACACACCCCAAAAAGAUAAAACACUGUGGCGAUUGCUUGCGAUACUGUACAUCCGAUUAUUGUUUUGAAAUGCAUAAACAUCCCGCCCCUGGUGAGGAAUAUGCACAGUGCACUGUCACCAAAUUCUGCCCCCGAUGUAAUAGACGUUAUCACGUCAGUGGGGCCAAUCCGAAACCACAUAAAUGCGCAGCUGAACAUUGUGUCCAGUGUGGUGAGAGUUUGGUUACCGAUGGGGAGCAUCAGUGCUUUAUUCAACCGAUCAAACCAGAGAAACCAAAUGAUCGCUACAUUUUUUAUGACUUUGAAACAAGACAUGAAAAUAAUACCCACAUUGCAAAUUUUGUCUGUGCAGUCACGUUUAACGGUGAGGAAUUUGUGGCAGAGGGCCCAGAUUGUGUCGAACGUCUCAUUAAAAAGUUCAGACAGCCUUUUUAUAGUAAUUUCACAUGGAUUGCGCAUAAUGCGUCCGGAUUUGAUAAUUUUAUACUUUUGGAAUAUUUCACUAGAAUGGGGAUCACUCCUAAAAUUAUAAUGCAGGGCUGUCGGUUGAU
Molecule: messenger RNA, 3249 nt
Organism: Megalobrama amblycephala (Wuchang bream)
Lineage: Eukaryota; Metazoa; Chordata; Actinopteri; Cypriniformes; Xenocyprididae
Exons: 2
Coding region: 154-1041 (295 amino acids)
Source: RefSeq, a predicted model, not a curated record